CGCCGAGCUAUGCGUGUUUCAUUAGUGAAGUCAGAAAGAACGUCUAAUUAAAGUCCCCCCACCCACUUCUUCCCUCGCCCUCCCUUUGUUCUUGCUUUCAUUCCCUUCUCCCUGUCCUAAAUGCCUCCUUCCAGCUUGCAACUGGGCAGGGCUCCAAAAGAGCAGCAGCAACAACUAGAGACAGGAGUUCAAAGUUAGCAACGAGUUGCACAACUUCUACGCUGGGUGACUAUUAAGAAGCUGGAAAGGCGGCCGCGGCGGCAGCAGCAGGAGACGGCUCUGCUACUGCCCCCAGCCUAGUUCCCGAGUUUGUUUGAUGUUCUUCUGCUGCCUUUGGGGCUUGCCAUGGCUCCCUUUGGAAGGAAUCUCUUAAAGACCCGCCACAAAAACAGAUCACCUGUGAAAGAAAUGGGUUCCAGUGAACAAGAAAUCAUAGUCUGGGUUUGCCAGGAAGAGAAGAUUGUCAGUGGACUGACUAAACGCACAACUUGCAUGCAAGUAGUUGAAGCUUUGCUGGAAGAACAUCAGGCCACCUUUGCUGAGAAGAGAUUUCUCUUUGGGCAACCUAAAGAUUAUUGCAUUAUAGAAAAAUGGAGAGGUUCUGAGCGGGUUCUUCCACCUCUCACAAAAAUGCUCAGACUUUGGAAAGCCUGGGGGGAAGAGCAACCUAAUUUGCACUUUGUCUUGGUCAAGGCAGAUGCUUUCCUCCCCUUGCCCUUGUGGAGGACAUCGGAAGCCAAGGUAGUCCCAAACUUAGAAACACACUGGGAUCUCAGUCCAGCAAAAUAUAUGAAGAUGUUGUCAGUGGAUAAGCAAAAAAGAAUUCUUAGAAAAACCUUCCGGAAACUGGCCAAACUUAAACAGGAAGGAGUUCUGCAGGAGAGGGACAAUAUAGAGACCCUAAUCCAUCUCAUCCUUUCUCAAGACCAUACUAUUCACCAACAAAUCAACAGAAUGAAGGAACUAGAUAUGGAAAUUGAAGAGUGUGAAGCCAAAUUCCAUCUAGAUCGGCUUGAAAGUGUUGGGGAAAACUAUGUUCAAGAGUCUUAUUUAAUGCCUUCUUUUACCAAUUCUGAACAGCAAAUGGAAAUGCCUCACAACCAUCAGCAUGAAAGUUCAAGCAAAUGUGAUGGGAUUUUACAAGUGGAAGAAAGACUAAAGCACCACAGGUUAAUGAUUGAAAAGCUCUCUGCUGAAAUUGAACAAGAGGUUAAGGAAACUGAAAAGAACGGAGACUUGUGUACAGAAGAUGCAUCUAAAGGUGAAGAGGAGAAUUCUGAUGUAGAAAGUAUUAAGAAUGAGCUGGAAAGAAGUAUGAAAGAUGCUCUGAGGAUUCAUUCUCAGUUGAACUGCAUCCAGCAGGAACUAAAAUAUAGGGACUUGAUGCUUCAGAAGAAGGAAAAAGAAUAUGAACUACUUGUAGAAGAGUUUAGUGGAUUGCAUGCUAAAGACAAAAAUGAAUUCAGGUACCCAACGAUUGAAGAGAAAACGAAGGACAAUGAAACUGGCACAAAAAACUUUCCAGGAACAGACCUUCUUCACAAAAUGACUAAUUUAGACAUAAAUGAUACAGACUCUGACACUGGAAUCAGUUCUACUCACAGCCAAGACUCAGAGACAGCUAUAGGAGACACGUUGUUGUUGUCCACAUAGUUGAAAACCUUUAUUUUAACUGAAGCUAAUUUAAUAUUUGCACCCUAAAAAUAUCACAUAGAAAAUGUGGUAUUUCUUUCUAUUAAAUCUAGUUCUAAUGGGAAACGUUUCCCUGAUUUUUUAAAAAAGAUAGAGAAAUCAGAAAUACAGCUAAAUCUUAGAAACAGAGGGGAAGAUACAGUAAAAUUAUAUUCCCUUUUUCAAACAAUAUACCAAAUUCAACUGUAUUAUUGAUUAUGUAGAUACAGAGCAGUUAACCAGAUUUGAUGGAGAUGGACUGAAGUUUAAGUCCAUGCACCAAUACAAGUUCUUUGUAUGCAUUAUCUGUCCAUAGAGUUCUCCAGGGAAUAUUAGCUUUUGUUUUUAUAUAUUGAUUCACUGCCAAUUCAGUGCAAUACCAAUGUCGAUAUUUUGCCGCACAAAGUAUAUUCAAAGUACAAUCUUUGAAUGUCUUUCUCUGAUAUUUGUGGAAAAUGCACUGCAUUAGAACUAGCAGUACAGCAGAUUUCUUGUGCUGCAUUUCAUUAAAUUGCAAAACAAAGUUUAGAAGUUGUGAUUCCAGUCAUAGUACUUGAGUUACAUAUAAGCAAUGUUUUUGUCAAAUUUUCAAUAGAAUUGUUUCUUACUGUUGCAUAUCUUUAAAUAAGAUGCAGAUUUUACAGAUCAGUUUUUUUUCCUAAAUAUAAAAGAGAAAAAAAGAUUGAAGAUAGAUCAAGAAAAUAAAUUUCACACUGCCAUAAGACUAAAUAAGAAUCUAAUAACUCUUUAACCCGCAUAUGCUAGUUAAGCGAGAACAAGUUAGGUCAGUGCUUGAAUAUAUUCACCUCCAGCUUCUAGAGACAUGAAUGGGGUUACAGGAACCCCUUUAUUGUAAACCGCCCAGAGUCCUUUUUGGGAGAUGGGUGGUGAUAAUUGAUUGAUUGAUUGAUUGAUUGAUAGAUAGAUAAAUAAAAUGUUGUAGAUGAGGCCUAACAAACCAAUAGUCCCAGAUUACAGCAUAUGAAUGCUAUUUAGCUUGGACCAAUGUAGCAAGACAGUGAAAAAGGCCUUCAAUAAAAGGCCACUAUUUAGAAUGGACAAGAGAAACAUUUGUAUGUUUAACUUUUUUUUUUUUUACAUUUUGACAUGAUGUUUCACCUUUUACAAACAUCAAUUAUCUACCAUGUUAUUUUUAAUGACUGGGAAAAUUUUCUUCUUUGGAUUCACACCACCCCACCCUCCUGAAUCUAUAGAUUGACCUCUGGAUAUUAUGAAGAGAUUUUCCCUAAAUAUAUAUAUAUAUAUAUUUGCUGACUAAUUUUUUUUUUAAUGUGGCUGAAUCAUUUGAUGUUAUACUGCAUACCUUGAGCUCUAUUAUCUAUCUGUUCCUAGUGGAAACAUAGAUGACUAGUGUACUGUUAUCAUAGUUUUAUAAUAAUUUAUUAAUCACACAAACACACAAACUAAUUUUCCUGUUGAAAAUAUGCUAACUUGUAUUAUUUGCAGAAUUUCUGCAGUUCAUGCAAUACAUACAUAAUUUUUCAUAUCUUUGGCAAUGUAAAAAAAUCAGUUUGCUUGAUUCUUUUAAAUGCUAUUACAUUGUGAAUCAGAAUUAAACUUACAGAAUUUAUUUUGCAAACUUUGAAUGAGUUCCAAUAUUUACUUCAGACCCACUUAAGUCCCAUCCUUUACCUCCCCUUCAUCGGUUCAACUUGUAUAUUCAAGGUUUACUGAUUUAGGGACACUCACUGUUUUAUGGGACACAAGAAGUUAGGACUUCUUCCAGCACAUACACCUUCUAAAAAAAUAGAAUUGACUGAAGUGUGCCUCCACUGCUCCUAUUCAUGUAUUAAUAUGUUUUUUCUUGGAUAGCCCCACAUGUGCAACAACAGUUGUCAGUUGUCUUAUGAUUUUUUGUGCGUCUGGAUUUUUUACAGAAUAAGUAGCCAUUGCAUUGCAUUAUAUAAUCAUAUGGAUAUUCACAUGUUCUUUUUAUAUCAAGUUAUAAAUGUUGAGUGAAAAGUAAUCUAUAGAAUCUUGUAGAAGACCAGUACCUACUUUACAGUAGUUAUUUGAAAACCAGCAACCAUUACAGUUGCUUUGAAAUUUUUGUGGGAGUAGUAACAUUGGAGGUAUGAGACUUUUUUUUUUUUGUCCUUUGCAUACAGAUUUCUUUCAUAGUGGGAGUGAGGAGAGGCAGGAGAAUCUGUGUAUCUAAAAUAAAUUUAGAUACACUGAUUUAGUGUGCCUAAAAUGUCUAAAAAUUGAGGAGGGGGGGAUGUAGGAAGUAUGGGUGAUUCAAGUUUCUUCUCUUACCUCUGCAUGAAGUGCCUUCAGUUAUAACUAGAUCUCCCUAAGAUAAACAAAAGCCUAGCCCAAUCCUAUGCAUAUUAAUUUUAAAGUAAGUACUGUAAAAAUAUUCAGGAUUUACUCCUAAUGUAACUGUAUUUUCAUUUCAGUGAACCUUGUAGCUACUUACUUCUCAGCUGGAUUCAUGUUGCACUAAAUUAUGGUUUGUUUUAACCACCUGAAAGAAUCUCUGCCCCAGCAUCCCUUUCACAACACUGGAGUGUAUAGUUUCAGAAUGGUUGUACUUUGGUUUUAUGAUGUAAGGGGAAAAACUGCCUUGCUAGGCUUAAGACCCUUGUUCUAUUUGUAACCCAUCAGGAAUGAGCUGAAAAUUUUGGCUCCAUCCUCUCAUUGAUAUUGAUACUGGCAUCCCCAUGUAGCUAUGGAGGCCAUUUUUUUCAAAGGUAAUUUGACCUUUUCAAAGGUCACAAGAAAAUUGCACACAUUUAAUUAUAAAUAGGGUUGACUUCAACAGUGUUCCAAACAAAAUCUGAACAAAGGACAUAAAGCAUAUUUUGACUAAUUAUGAUGUAAACCCAGACUGUAUUGCACCCUUCUAAAACAUGUGAAAGAUCAAAUUGAAAAUUUGGAUAUAAUACUAUAUUCUAUUCCAUCCACUUGGAUACAUUCUAAUAUUCUAAAUGAUUGUAAUUGGAUGGAAGUUCCAAAACAUUUAGGACUGGUUAUAGAAUUCAUUUGAAAGUUUGUUUUGCAAAAAAUAAUUAGUUUGGAAGAUUUUCUUGCUCUCAGGGUAGAGUUACAAAAGUGAUUUAGUGUGCCAUUUAAAGAUAGUGGAAAUACCAUCUUUGGACCAUCUAAUCCUAAUUAUUCUUACGACCCUCUGAGUUCAAUAGGGGUUUACUCAUUAAUAAAUUUCCUAUUAGUUUAGUGGUAAUUAACAAGUAAUUUUCAUUUGUUUAAGGGCCAGAGGCUGAAACUUGCUCACAAAUCAUGUAUUGUAUUGUAUUGUAUUGUAUUGUAUUGUAUUGUAUUGUAUUGUAUUGUAUUGUAUUGUGUGUGAAAACAUUCCUUACUGAGUGUCAACAAUAUUUUUCCAGAUUAAAAAGGAAUGUUGAAAUUAAAGUAUUCAUGAUAACUGACAGAUUAACUAACCACUGUUACUUCUAUCAAGAAUACUGUUGCAGAAUUUAACAUUAAUUUGUAUAGAAAUGAACAUGGACAAUAAUUAGAGUUGUUUUCUGUGUGUUCCAAAUAAAACAAUUCUACCAAAUUAAA
Messenger RNA from Candoia aspera, 5217 nucleotides. It is a transcript of the gene RASSF9, whose product is annotated as Ras association domain family member 9. The record is from RefSeq and is a predicted model, not a curated record. The coding region runs from base 346 to 1653 and encodes 435 amino acids. The transcript has 2 exons. Gene Ontology annotation, biological process: intracellular transport; signal transduction. Lineage: Eukaryota; Metazoa; Chordata; Lepidosauria; Squamata; Candoiidae. Gene Ontology annotation, cellular component: trans-Golgi network transport vesicle membrane; recycling endosome; cytosol.